Messenger RNA from Puccinia graminis f. sp. tritici CRL 75-36-700-3, 231 nucleotides. RefSeq lists its product as uncharacterized. The transcript is spliced from 4 exons. The coding region runs from base 1 to 231 and encodes 76 amino acids. The record is from RefSeq and is a predicted model, not a curated record. Lineage: Eukaryota; Fungi; Basidiomycota; Pucciniomycetes; Pucciniales; Pucciniaceae.
AUGGACUGUCCCACCGACAAGGCCAGAUGUGUCGAUGAUAUGAAUCAAUCUUCCAUUCCAGCCACGCCGGAUGGACCUGCGGACCAGCAUCACUUCCAUUGCUCGAAUGGAUACACCAUCAAGUGGUAUCUGCCCUGGCGUCCCAGAAUAGCAACAUGUCAAGUUUUGAAGUCCACCGGUGUUGAACCGGAGAGGGGUGUCAAGGUGAGCGGGGAUAAAUUCAUGAAAUGA